AGAAAAUUUUCAGUCAUUUCAUUUACUUAAUUGAACACUGAUCAUCCUUUGAAAAAAAAAAAGAUACACGAAAAAGAAACUAAACAAAAAUAAAGAUCAUUCGUUCACUAACGAAUUAUUGAACAAAUAGUAGUAUAAUAAAGAAAUGGCAUCCUUUAAUAUGCCUUUAUUGUUUUGCUUACUUGCCAGCUUCUUAGUCUGGCUAAUUCCAUCACCAUCCCAUUGUGCGGAUCCUGAUCCACUUCAGGACUUUUGCCCCGCGGAUUUAAAUUCGAAAAUAUACGUAAAUGGACUUCCAUGCAAGAAUCCAGCAACUGUAACCUCAGAAGACUUCUUCUUCACCGGCGAGAUGUUUGUGGUGCCAAGAGGGUUGCUUCAUUUCCAGCUGAAUAUCGGAAAAGUGAUCGCCACAUUAUUUGCUAGUUUCAACAGUCAGAAUCCAGGUGUAGAAAGGGUGGUUGAGCAACUCUUCAACGCAAACCCCCCGGUCCCGUCUAAUGUGCUAACUGCAGCAUUUCGGGUCAACAAUGAAACCAUUGAGGCUAUUCGAGCUAAUAACACAGCUGAAACGGACAGAAAAAACAAUCUGUAUUAA
Messenger RNA from Oldenlandia corymbosa var. corymbosa, 595 nucleotides. NCBI's taxonomy places the organism in Eukaryota, Viridiplantae, Streptophyta, Magnoliopsida, Gentianales, Rubiaceae. The record is from the annotation of a GenBank genome assembly.